Molecule: messenger RNA, 3494 nt
Organism: Malus domestica (apple)
Lineage: Eukaryota; Viridiplantae; Streptophyta; Magnoliopsida; Rosales; Rosaceae
Product: lon protease homolog 1, mitochondrial-like
Biological process (GO): mitochondrion organization; protein catabolic process; protein quality control for misfolded or incompletely synthesized proteins
Cellular component (GO): mitochondrial matrix
Molecular function (GO): ATP-dependent peptidase activity; ATP hydrolysis activity; serine-type endopeptidase activity
Source: RefSeq, a predicted model, not a curated record
CGCUUGAAGAAACCCAAUAUCUAUCUUUUGCUUCAAGGAGUUUUAAGCUCCGCAACAAUGGCGGUUCUCUCGAACCCACUACUGCUCCGCUAGGGCUACCAAAAACCCUAAACCCUAAAUUCAAUUUCCGAUUUUUCCCACAAUUUCAAUCGAUUUGCUGCCAAAGACAAAUGCUGAAGCUUCUGUCUUCUUCCUCCUCAUGCCUCCAGGGCCGAAUCCACAGCCUGGGUCCUAAUUUGGGGCUCCGUCCCGGGCCCACCGAGCUCGCCUCGCCGUUUCUCCGAGUUAUUAGCUCGCUCACCGGGUUGACUCGGCCCAGUUCGGUUGGCCGAGCGUAUUUUUGCUCGGACGGGAAAGAUGGGUCUGAUCAGGUGGCGGAAAUCGAGGUAAAGAAAGCCGAGGCAGAGGGAGAGGCCGCUGAGUCGAAAUCUUCAUCGGCAAUUGUGCCCACAAAUCCGAGACUCGACGAUUAUCUAACGGUUUUAGCGUUGCCAUUGCCGCAUCGUCCGCUCUUUCCAGGGUUCUACAUGCCAAUUUAUGUGAAGGAUCCUAAGUUGUUGGCAGCUUUACAAGAAAGCCGAAAACGGCAUGCUCCAUAUGCUGGUGCUUUUCUUCUCAAGGAUGAGCCAGGGACUGACCCUAGUGUGGUCUCAGGUUCUGAAACAGAUAAAAACAUAACAGACUUAAAAGGGAAGGAGUUAUUUAACCGUCUGCAUGAAGUCGGUACUCUUGCCCAGAUUUCAAGCAUUCAAGGGGACCAAGUUGUUCUAAUUGGUCAUAGGCGACUUCGAAUUACAGAGAUGGUUGAGGAGGAUCCUCUGACUGUAAAAGUUGACCAUCUCAAGGACAAACCCUAUAACAAGGAUGAUGAUGUCAUAAAGGCAACGUCAUUUGAGGUUAUAUCGACUUUAAGAGACGUUCUGAAGACUAGUUCCCUUUGGAGGGAUCAUGUUCAAACAUACACUCAGCAUAUAGGUGAUUUUAAUUUUCCAAGGUUAGCAGAUUUUGGAGCGGCUAUAUCUGGUGCAAACAAGUUUCAAUGUCAGCAAGUGCUUGAAGAGCUAGAUGUUUAUAAACGUUUAAAGCUCACACUGGAACUAGUGAAGAAAGAGAUAGAAAUCAGCAAGAUUCAGGAAUCUAUUGCAAAGGCAAUUGAAGAGAAGAUAAGUGGUGAACAACGCCGCUACUUGUUGAAUGAGCAGCUUAAAGCAAUAAAAAAGGAACUGGGAUUGGAGGCGGAUGACAAAACAGCACUUUCUGCAAAGUUCAGGGAGAGACUUGAACCAAACAGGGAAAAAUGCCCACCUCAUGUGUUGCAAGUUAUAGAAGAAGAGCUCACAAAACUGCAGCUUUUGGAGGCUAGUUCAAGUGAAUUUAAUGUGACGCGUAAUUACCUAGAUUGGUUGACUUCCAUUCCAUGGGGAAAUUACAGUGAUGAGAACUUUGAUGUUCUUCGGGCUCAAAAGAUUCUUGAUGAAGAUCACUAUGGAUUAAGUGAUGUAAAGGAAAGGAUAUUGGAAUUUAUUGCCGUCGGGAAACUUAGAGGAAUGUCACAAGGGAAAAUCAUUUGUCUCUCUGGUCCACCUGGAGUGGGCAAAACCAGCAUUGGUCGUUCAAUUGCACGUGCCUUGAACCGUAAUUUCUACCGAUUCUCUGUGGGAGGAUUAUCCGAUGUCGCUGAAAUUAAGGGGCAUCGUCGGACCUACAUUGGUGCUAUGCCAGGAAAGAUGGUACAAUGCCUUAAAAACGUGGGAACAGCUAACCCUUUAGUUCUGAUUGAUGAGAUUGACAAGUUGGGAAGGGGGCAUGCUGGUGAUCCUGCAAGUGCUUUGUUGGAGCUUCUUGAUCCAGAGCAAAAUGCUAAUUUUCUUGACCAUUAUCUUGAUGUUCCAAUUGACCUGUCAAAGGUUCUGUUUGUUUGUACAGCAAAUGUUGUGGAGAAUAUACCGAAUCCUCUCUUGGAUAGAAUGGAGGUUAUUUCCAUAGCUGGGUAUAUUACUGAUGAAAAAAUGCACAUUGCUAGAGAUUAUUUGGAGAAGACCACACGUGAAGCAUGUGGAAUUGAACCUGAACAGGUUGAAGUGACCAAUGCAGCUCUUCUUGCUCUUAUAGAAAAUUAUUGCCGCGAAGCAGGAGUUAGGAACCUCCAAAAGCACAUAGAAAAGAUCUACCGCAAGAUAGCUCUGCAACUUGUUAGACAAGGAGCAUCAGAUGAACCUGCAGUUGCUGACCAAAAGUCUCCCACUAGUCAGAUUGAUCUCCCAGUCGAACCUGGAGUUCUUGCAGCUCAGGUUGUAGAGACCUCUGAAACCAAAGUAGAAGAUAUUGAUAAAGUAGAUCAAAGCGUGGACCAGACUGCAACUGGAUCCUUAGAGAAGGAUCUCCCAGCCGAACCUGCAGUUGGUGAAGUUGAGGUUGCAGAUACUGAUGAACCUACGGAUUCAAAGGAUGCGAAAGAGACUGAGAAAAUUCAGGAAAGUGAAGGAACAAAAACAGUUGAAAAAAUCUUGGUUGACGAACCAAACUUGUCUGAUUUUGUUGGCAAACCUGUUUUCCAUGCUGAACGCCUCUAUGAUCAGACUCCGGUUGGAGUUGUGAUGGGUCUUGCUUGGACUGCCAUGGGCGGUUCCACCUUGUACAUAGAGACCACUCAGGUUGAGGAAGGAGAGGGGAAAGGAGGCCUUCAUGCAACUGGUCAACUUGGAGAUGUUAUGAAAGAAAGUACCCAAAUUGCUCACACAGUUGCAAGAGCGAUAUUGCUCGAUAAAGAUCCAAGCAAUGCCUUCUUUGCCGAUUCCAAGCUUCAUCUACAUGUUCCUGCUGGGGCCACACCAAAAGAUGGACCUAGUGCUGGUUGCACCAUGAUAACAUCCAUGCUGUCCAUUGCCAUGAAGAAGCCUGUCAAGAAAGAUUUAGCAAUGACCGGUGAAGUAACACUAACUGGGAAGAUCCUUCCAAUUGGCGGGGUUAAGGAGAAAACUAUAGCAGCGAGGAGGGGAGGAGUGAAGACCAUUAUAUUUCCUGCAGCCAACAGGAGGGAUUUCGACGAGCUUGCCCCUAAUGUAAAAGAAGGUCUUGAUGUUCACUUUGUAGAGGACUACAAUCAGAUAUUCGAUUUGGCUUUCGGUGAUGGCCAGAACAAGGACGAAUAGGCCUUCUUCCCCAGCAAUUCUCAAGAUAGAACUGAAACUGGCAUACAUGCCCGGUGCGUGUUUUCUUGUCGUCCUUGGGUCAGGACCAUCCCCAUAAGCAUCAGAACAGGGCUAAGCCAAAUUAGAAGAGAGAUAAAUCAUUUGGAUGGCUGCAAGGCACAAGUUUUUUUUUUCUUAUUUAAAUUUAUUCACUUUUAUAUUUGUCUUACUGUUCUGGUGAAAUUGAAGCAUCCAAUUGCCCCAUUUUGUAACAAGCACAUUUGAGCAGAAUUUUGAUAUAUCUGUGGAACGAAUGAGGGAAAUUUUCGAAUUAUUUAAUAAAUAUGGAAGUUAGUUUUUUUA